Molecule: messenger RNA, 606 nt
Organism: Solanum dulcamara
Lineage: Eukaryota; Viridiplantae; Streptophyta; Magnoliopsida; Solanales; Solanaceae
Exons: 1
Coding region: 1-606 (201 amino acids)
Biological process (GO): chromatin remodeling
Cellular component (GO): nucleus
Molecular function (GO): catalytic activity
Source: RefSeq, a predicted model, not a curated record
AUGUCCUCAAUUGGGGCGAAGGCGAGGGGAAAUAGUGGUAAGAGGGAGACGGAUUUUCACAAGUUGAGAGUAGGAUCGUGGAACAUAGGGUCGCUUAUAGGAAAGUCCAUAGAGUUAGUGAAGAGUCUUAAGAGAAAAAAGAUUAAUAUAGCCUGUGUUCAGGAGACUAGAUGGGUAGGUUCCAAAGCUCGGGAUGUGGACGGAUUUAAAUUAUGGUACUCAAGAGGCUCAAGAGAUAGGAGUAGAAUAGGUAUUCUAGUCGACGCGGAUCUUAGGGAGUGUGUGGUAGAGGUUAAGAGGAUCAGUGAUAGGAUGAUGUUUAUUAAGCUAGUUAUAGGCAGGCUUAUUGUGAACGUUGUUAGUGCAUAUGCACCCUAUGUGGGUCUGGAUGAAGAAGUCAAAAGGCUCUUUUGGAAGGAUUUAGAUAAAGUAGUGAGAGGUAUACCUAGUACCGAAAAGAUGUUCAUUGGUGGAGAUUUCAAUGGUCAUAUCGGUACAACUACUAAUGAUUUUGAUGAUGCCCAUGAGGCUUUGGUUUUGGGAAAGGAAUGGCAGCAGGGUUUCUCUCUUGGAGUUUGCCAAAGCUUUUGUGUUAGUUAUUGCUAA